AUGUUACACCCAGAUUUCCAGAAUGAGAAUAUUGAUCUCGAAAUUCAGGCUUGUAAGGUAUAUCAUCCUGGUGAAUGUCGGGUUGGUACUAACACUUGCUACAUAUGCGGGAAGCCAGGACACUUGGCAAGGGAAUGUUCCAACUGUAACAAACAAUAUAAAGGAGGAGAAGAAAAGAAAACAAACGCUAGAAUCUUUGCCUUGACUCAGGAAGAAGCGGAAGCAAGUCCAUCCACAGUAAUCUCAGGUCAGCUCAUUUUCAAUAACAUCCCUACAUCAGUAUUAGUUGAUUCUAGAGCUACACACUCAUUCGCAUCAGUGCAUUUAGUUGGUAGACUGAAUGGAUUACCUGUUGAGAUGGAUACAAUUUUUAGUGUAGCACUACCCUCCGGGAAAGUGCUAUACUCAACUCAUUGGUAUAAGACUAUACCAAUUACAAUCAAUGACAGGGAACCAUAUGUUAACCUGGUCAUUAUCGAUAUGAAGGACUAUGACGUCAUUUUAGGAAUGGAUUUCCUAACAACGUAUAAUCCUAGAAUCGACUGUAGUAAGAAAGAAGUCAUUUUUGCACCGGUAGGAGAAGAAGAAGUUCAUUUUCAAGGGAAAGUGAAACGAACCCCUUCACCAAUGAUUUCUGCAGCAAAGGCAAGGAAAUUAUUAGCAAACGGAUGCACCGAAUUUCUAGCAAUGAUUUGGGAUGUCUCGAAAGAGAAGAUUGCGAGACCUGAAGACGUUCCCGAUCGUGAAAUUGAGUUUGAGAUCGAGUUGUUACCUGGUACAACUCCGAUUUUAAAGGCCCUUUACCGCUUGGCACCUGCCAAACUGAAGGAACUAAAGACUCAACUGGAGGAACUUUUGGAAAAGAAGUUUAUACGACCCAGUCAUUCACCGUGGGGAGCUCCAUCAGAAAAAGAACAUGAGGAACAUCUAAGAUGUACGCUGGAAACUCUAAAAAAGGAACAAUUAUAUGCCAAAUUCAAGAAGUGUGAAUUUUGGCUCGAUAAAAUUAACUUUUUGGGACAUGUUGUAUCAAAAAGUGGGAUUUUGGUGGAUCCAGCUAAGGUGGAAGCAGUAAAAGGAUGGUCUCAGCCAAGGAAUGCAACUGAAGUAAGAAUUUUUCUGGGCUUAGCUGGAUAUUAUCGACGAUUCAUAGAAGGGUUUUCCAAAAUUGCAACCCCACUUAUAGCGCUCACUAGAAUGAAUAGUCGAUUCAUAUGGACGGAAGCUUGUGAGGAGAGUUUUAUGGAGUUAAAGAAUCGACUAACUAAUGCCCCAAUCCUCACCAUCCCGAAUAGUACAGACGAAUUUGAAAUUUUCUGUGACGCUUCAAAGAUGGGAUUAGGAGCGGUGUUGAUGUAA
Molecule: messenger RNA, 1359 nt
Organism: Humulus lupulus (European hop)
Lineage: Eukaryota; Viridiplantae; Streptophyta; Magnoliopsida; Rosales; Cannabaceae
Exons: 3
Coding region: 1-1359 (452 amino acids)
Molecular function (GO): zinc ion binding; nucleic acid binding
Source: RefSeq, a predicted model, not a curated record